UCAAUUUUUAGGGUGUAAAACAUAGAAAUUUAUAAUUUACUGAUGAAAUUCCAUAGCAAAUAGCAUAAAACUCAGUGGAUAAGUUCUUUUGUUCAUAGGUGGAGCACCUGAAGGACACAUUCAAAGAUAGGAGGAUAUAAAUCAUUUUCAGUUUGGAUGCAUAUCUUUUCCGCAAGAUGCGCACAAAAAUUGACUAGAUUUCAUGAUAGAUAUAGAAGUAUUAAACUUUGUAAUGGAGUGUCGGCUGUGCGAAGUUACGAAGUUGCCGAAUGAGUUUGCCCCGGAUAACGUUACAGAAUUAUGUGAGCAUCCAACCCUUUUCUGCUUGAGGUGCACUCUGAAAGCGGUAAAAGAAACAUCAAAAUGCCCACACCCGGGAUGCAUUCAGUCAGUUCAAAUGUCCGAUAAGAAGAUGCGAUGGUUUCAGGAGAUUCUUGAUGACAUGUUCAAAGAAUAUGAAGCUGAUGAUUCUGUUGACGACAGCCCGACGAUUCAAAAUACUUUAUAUGCUGGAGGUAUUUUGACCAUCACUGUACUUACAGGCGAGAGUAUUGCUGUACCUUACGAUCCAAACAUGGAAGUCCUGCAACUGAAAAGGAAAAUAAGCCAGGCAAUGAAUCAUGCCGUUGAGAAACAGAAGUUACUGUACAAAGAUAAAGAAUUGGCAGACCUCAAAAGUGACGGAAGACGUACAAAGAUUCGAGACGCUGGUGUGAAGCCGAAUUCUACACUUUGUCUAGUGAUCAUACUUUACUCCGUUCCUGAAAACUUCGACCGUGUAGUAUUUGAUUUGUUUUGGGGGUAUCCUUCCACGGGUUGUGAUUACCUAGAUGCAUCAUGCCUCUUGUUUAAUGGGACAAAGUUUAAAACCUGUUGUGAUUACACAAAUCGGCAACUGAUACAAGCAAUUAUACAUUCCGGGGAUGUAAUGGACAACAAAAAUAAAAUUGGACAUCAUACGAUAUAUGUCAACUUGAAACAGAUACCUACCGACAUUACACAUUUGUUCUUCACUCUAAGUGCAUGGAGAUCACCGAAUAUAUCGCGGUAUCCAAAUCCAAGCCUUACGUUUCGUGAAGCAUCAAAUCCAACCAGUGACUUAUGUAAAACAACUUUUCACCAUGCAAAUUUGUCUCAAGCUGUUAUAAUGUGUUCUGUAUCACGUGGGCCUCAUGGACGGUGGGAAAUAUUUGAGUCUGGGAAACUGUCGUCGGGCAAUGCAAAGAACUAUAAGCCAAUAAUAAACACGAUAAAGUCGUUGAUAUCCCAAGGGUUUUAAACAGCAGUUUAACUGACCGCGGGCGCAUAUGAGACUGGCUAAUUUGUGUCAAGAUAUUCUAGGCAUAUUCUUUUUAUAAAUACAUGGGCCAUUCCAUGAGAAAACCUGUAUUAGUGACAAAAAAAAGAUUAGAUAACAACACAUUGAUAGAGAACAUCCUUUUGACCUUUUACCUUUCAAAUCCGAAAAUUUGAAGUAAUUAUCUUCACUAUUUCAAGAGUUACAAUGAUUUUAAGCAAGACAUCGAAGGCAUUUGAGACGUGACAUAAAGAACUUCAUGAAAGCAGUAUGACGUCGCCGUGCAUGGCAUGUAUUUUUCAAAUCAUUGAUGCAAAAAAAAAAAAAAAAAAAAAAAAAACUUGCGUAUCACUUACCAAACAUCCUAGGUUUGAAUAUCUAGGAUCGAACAGUUUAAAAGGAUUUUUCUGAAAAGUAACAUAACCGUAUAUUUUGGUUUCAUCACGGGUUAUUAUUAACACAGCUCAGUAUUUUCAUGAUUAAUUGGUGCUUUGGAACUUGUAUUUGUAAAAUUUGGUAGAAUUUGAUUAGCCUUAGAUAACUGUUUUACAUUAUACUUAUUUCUAGUUUGUGCAUGAAUAUAUUCAGAAAAACGGUGAUUUUCCAGUACUUUAAACUAUUUAUGAUGCAAUAAUUGUAUCGUGACAAUUAAUACAGGUUUUCUCAUGGAACGACUGUCAUAUAUUCAGUAUAGCAGUCGUAGAUUAUUAAUUGUUACUUUUGGAGCCGGGAAUUGAUCUGUCGAUUUCUUUUAGACAUAUAUAGAUAAUAUUCCCAUGUAUCUAUUGAAUACGUGGUUUACGAGGUAAAUAGUUAUUUCAUAAUGUACUUGUUAUCAUAGCGAGGACAAUUAUUAAUAAUUUUGUUUAAUAAAUUAUUAUGGCCUUCGA
This is a messenger RNA of Mercenaria mercenaria, 2187 nucleotides long. RefSeq lists its product as uncharacterized. Lineage: Eukaryota; Metazoa; Mollusca; Bivalvia; Venerida; Veneridae. The coding region runs from base 203 to 1279 and encodes 358 amino acids. The transcript is spliced from 4 exons. The record is from RefSeq and is a predicted model, not a curated record. Gene Ontology annotation, molecular function: protein binding.